Molecule: messenger RNA, 246 nt
Organism: Triticum turgidum subsp. durum (durum wheat)
Lineage: Eukaryota; Viridiplantae; Streptophyta; Magnoliopsida; Poales; Poaceae
Source: the annotation of a GenBank genome assembly
AUGGCAUCGAAUAGAAGAGUUGAUGUGCAAAGAAAAAGCGACUACCUCUCAGGGGGCGUAGACGGCGGUGAUGACCCUGGUGUUGCCCAUCUCGAACAGCGCCGACCCGUCAGCCCUGGAGAAGAUGUCGACCUCGCCCUUGAGCUGCCGCAUUUGCAAGGCAAGGCAGCAAAUAGGAAGAAUCAGAGGCAGUCGAGCCAGCAUGAAGAGGAUGAGGCUGCACUGCUAUGGACAAGAAGAUUUUAG